Molecule: messenger RNA, 1836 nt
Organism: Dipodomys ordii (Ord's kangaroo rat)
Lineage: Eukaryota; Metazoa; Chordata; Mammalia; Rodentia; Heteromyidae
Gene: Pfkfb4
Product: 6-phosphofructo-2-kinase/fructose-2,6-biphosphatase 4
Exons: 14
Coding region: 48-1394 (448 amino acids)
Biological process (GO): fructose 2,6-bisphosphate metabolic process; fructose metabolic process
Cellular component (GO): cytosol
Molecular function (GO): fructose-2,6-bisphosphate 2-phosphatase activity; ATP binding; 6-phosphofructo-2-kinase activity
Source: RefSeq, a predicted model, not a curated record
GCGGCGGCGGCCGCGACGAUCGUCCACCGUCCAUCCCCGAUCUGGGGAUGGCGUCCCCACGCGAGUUAACCCAGAACCCCCUGAAGAAGAUCUGGAUGCCAUACAGCAAUGGGCGGCCCGCUCUGCACGCCUGCCAGCGUGGGGUCUGUAUGACCAACUGCCCCACACUGAUCGUCAUGGUGGGCCUACCUGCUAGAGGCAAGACCUACAUCUCCAAGAAGCUGACUCGAUACCUGAACUGGAUUGGUGUACCCACGCGGGGGGGCAGGAGUUGUCCACUGUCGGGCUUGCACCAGCAGUGUGCUCUGACAGCCCUCUGUGACGUCCGGAGGUUCCUCAGUGAAGAGGGGGGACACGUGGCGGUGUUCGAUGCAACCAAUACCACCCGGGAACGAAGAGCCACCAUCUCUAAUUUUGGGGAACAGAAUGGCUACAAGAUCUUCUUCGUGGAAUCCAUCUGUGUGGACCCAGAGGUCAUCGCUGCCAACAUAGUGCAAGUGAAGCUGGGCAGCCCAGACUACGUGAACCGAGACAGUGACGAAGCCACGGAAGACUUCAUGAGGCGCAUUGAAUGCUACGAGAGCUCCUACGAAUCUCUGGAUGAGGACCUGGACAGGGAGCUCUCCUACAUCAAGAUCAUGGAUGUGGGGAAGAGCUAUGUAGUGAAUCGCGUGGCCGACCACAUCCAGAGCCGGAUCGUAUAUUACCUCAUGAACAUCCACGUGACUCCCCGCUCUAUCUACCUCUGCCGGCAUGGGGAAAGCGAGCUCAACCUCAAGGGCCGGAUUGGUGGGGACCCAGGACUGUCCCCCCGGGGCAGAGAGUUUGCCAAGAGCCUCGCCCAGUUCAUCAGCGAUCAGAACAUCAAGGAUCUGAAGGUAUGGACCAGCCAGAUGAAGAGGACAAUUCAGACCGCCGAGGCACUGGGGGUCCCCUACGAACAAUGGAAGGUCCUCAACGAGAUCGAUGCGGGCGUUUGCGAGGAAAUGACCUAUGAGGAAAUCCAGGAUCACUAUCCACUGGAGUUUGCUCUGCGCGAUCAGGACAAGUACAGAUAUCGGUACCCCAAAGGGGAGUCUUACGAGGACCUGGUCCAGCGCCUGGAGCCUGUCAUCAUGGAACUGGAGAGGCAGGAGAAUGUUCUGGUCAUCUGUCACCAGGCGGUGAUGCGCUGCCUCCUGGCCUAUUUCCUUGACAAAGCAGCAGAACAGCUACCGUACCUCAAGUGUCCCCUGCACACAGUCCUGAAGUUGACCCCUGUGGCAUAUGGUUGUAAAGUGGAAUCCAUUUUCCUGAAUGUGGCAGCCGUGAACACACACCGAGAUAAGCCUCAGAAUGUAGACAUCUCCAGGCCUCCAGAGGAAGCGCUUGUGACAGUUCCCGCCCACCAGUAACCCCUUCUCCACUGUGACCCGGGGACGGGCACUGAUUGCUGCAGACAAGGACAUUUCCGGUCCCACUGGAUCUUGCGGUACUAGUGUACAGUCACCCUCCAGGCACAUUCCUGAAGCCGGGCAUGGUGGCUAAGUAGCACCCAGAACCCCCAGCUCAGCACCCUUGUUGACAUCCAAGUGACAAGGUGGGAUGUAGCUGACCGACUAGCUGCUAUGAAUCUCUGGGCCAGACAUAGUCUGGGACACGGUCUCUCACCCCAGGCUGGCUGCUUCUAGGAAACAUGUUGCCCGAAAUGUGAAAUGAAAAGUUCCCACUGGGUCCAGUGCUGGUAGCACACACCUGGAAUCCCAGCUCCGCAGGAGGCUGCGAUCCGAGGAUGGCCUUUUGAAAACCAGCCUCCUGAGUAAGAAAGUCUGUGAGACUUAGCUCCAGACAUUAGAG